AUGCCUUCCUUUUGCUGCUCAAUCUGCUGCUUAUGUUGCUUCAGUCCAAGGCACCGGCAGGCACGACAUCAGAUCGACCGAGCUGCAGUUGCCAGUUAUGUUCCCAUCCCGAACCUGCCGUCUUCCUGUAUGGUGGCCGUGCCUGCCUGCCUGCCCGGACCCGAGGAAAGCGCCGAUAUACGGAACCAGAAAGUUCCACUCGCCGACCUCGAAACUUCAGACUUUCACAGUCGGGUGUGUUCGCAAACUCUCGGUCAACAUCCAUCGCCUUGGUUCUCUAUACCUUCUCGUCUAUCUAAAGGACCUACCACCACUGGACCGACUGACGACGGUUCAGUUGCCCAACGAGUACCCUGCAUUAGACGGUCAUCCUUACAUCCAGUCCACGUACAAAUGGCCAUCCCUCCUCAACUGCAUGGGAGCCCGAAGCCAACAAGCGCCAACGCACUUGACGAUCCGCCUAUAACCCAAGGAACCGGACGCCAAAAACGCUGCGGGCUUGGCCGGUGGUCACACGUCGGCCGCCAAACCACGACAUGUGCACAAGAGCGAGAUCCGUCCCCACUGCGCAUGACGAUGCCACUUGCUGCACGCAUAAACCCUAUUUCGCAACCCCGAGUUAUUUCUCUCCAUUGA
This is a messenger RNA of Colletotrichum tamarilloi, 636 nucleotides long. RefSeq lists its product as uncharacterized. Bases 1 to 636 code for a protein of 211 amino acids. NCBI's taxonomy places the organism in Eukaryota, Fungi, Ascomycota, Sordariomycetes, Glomerellales, Glomerellaceae. The transcript has a single exon. The record is from RefSeq and is a predicted model, not a curated record.